Molecule: messenger RNA, 584 nt
Organism: Frankliniella occidentalis (western flower thrips)
Lineage: Eukaryota; Metazoa; Arthropoda; Insecta; Thysanoptera; Thripidae
Product: 40S ribosomal protein S15Aa
Exons: 4
Coding region: 169-561 (130 amino acids)
Biological process (GO): translation
Cellular component (GO): cytosolic small ribosomal subunit; ribosome
Molecular function (GO): structural constituent of ribosome
Source: RefSeq, a predicted model, not a curated record
GGUCAAACUUUUAAACCAGACUGACCUGGGCUAUCUGGUAUAUCUCUUCGCCACAACAGUGAAGAAGGAAAAGAAUACACAGCCUUGCCAAAACACUACAGCCUCGGACUUCCUUUCCUGUGUACGCGUGUGCUAGUGAGGACUUCGGCGUCCGUAAACUAAAACAAAAUGGUCCGAAUUAACGUUUUGGCGGACGCCCUCAAAACUAUCAACAAUGCUGAAAAGCGCGGUAAACGCCAGGUCCUUAUCAGGCCUAACUCAAAGGUUAUCGUCAAAUUCUUGGGAGUUAUGAUGAAGAAAGGAUAUAUUGGAGAAUUUGAAAUUGUUGAUGACCACCGCGCUGGCAAGAUAGUUGUCAACCUCACGGGCAGGCUCAACAAAUGCGGUGUGAUCUCACCCAGGUUCGAUGUGCCCAUUAGGGAUAUUGAAAAAUGGACGAACAACUUAUUGCCGAGUCGUCAGUUUGGGUAUGUGGUUCUUACUACCUCUGGUGGUAUCAUGGAUCAUGAGGAGGCCAGAAGGAAACAUCUGGGAGGUAAAAUCCUGGGUUUCUUUUUCUAAGUAAUAAACAUUUCACUUAAAAA